Mirounga angustirostris (Northern elephant seal) is the source of this 1075-nucleotide messenger RNA. It is a transcript of the gene ARFRP1, whose product is annotated as ADP ribosylation factor related protein 1. The transcript is spliced from 9 exons. Bases 139 to 801 code for a protein of 220 amino acids. Gene Ontology annotation, cellular component: Golgi apparatus. Gene Ontology annotation, biological process: Golgi to plasma membrane protein transport; intracellular protein transport; protein localization to Golgi apparatus. NCBI's taxonomy places the organism in Eukaryota, Metazoa, Chordata, Mammalia, Carnivora, Phocidae. The record is from RefSeq and is a predicted model, not a curated record. Gene Ontology annotation, molecular function: GTP binding; GTPase activity.
GCGCCGGGACGGCUCCGCCCCCCGCGGGCGGCCGGCCUGCGUCCCAUCGGGCGCCGCGCGGGGUCGGCGCGGGGUCGGCGCGGGGUCGGCGGGGUCAGGAGCGCGGCGGCUCCGCGGCCCGGACGGGCGCAGGGCAGGAUGUAUACGCUGCUGUCGGGCCUGUACAAGUACAUGUUCCGGAAGGACGAGUACUGCAUUCUGAUCCUGGGCCUGGACAAUGCCGGCAAGACGACGUUCCUGGAGCAGUCAAAAACUCGCUUUAACAAGAACUACAAGGGGAUGAGUUUGUCCAAGAUCACUACCACCGUGGGUCUGAACAUCGGCACUGUGGACGUGGGGAAGGCUCGCCUCAUGUUCUGGGACUUAGGGGGCCAAGAAGAGCUGCAGUCUCUGUGGGACAAGAACUGUGUGGGGGCCAGCUUGGUUUGGGCUCCAGCUCCCAAGUCCUCUCCUUCUCCAGCCACCAUUGGGCCAGCAGUCAUGGGCGGUUUUCAGGAGCAGGUGCUGAAGUGGAGUUUGGGGGCACAGCACCUUGGAAGUGGACAGAGGGUGGUGGCCACCCCCUGCCCAAGUACUAUGCAGAGUGCCACGGCGUCAUCUACGUCAUCGAUUCCACGGAUGAGGAGAGGCUUUCAGAGUCCAAGCGAGCGUUUGAGAAGAUGGUCACGAGUGAGGCGCUGGACGGUGUCCCCAUCCUGGUGCUGGCCAACAAGCAGGACGUUGAGACUUGCCUCUCGAUCCCUGACAUCAAGACUGCGUUCAGCGACUGCACCUCCAAGAUCGGCAGGCGCGACUGCCUGACCCAGGCCUGCUCGGCCCUCACGGGCAAAGGGGUGCGCGAGGGCAUCGAGUGGAUGGUGAAGUGCGUCGUGCGGAACGUGCACCGGCCACCACGGCAGAGGGACAUCACGUAGGCGUGGCUGGUGCCCACGGGUGCCCACGACAUCCCUGAGUGCCAGAGGAGUGCUCCUGCCAGCUCCCCGCUGCCAGUCCCGGGGGUUGGGUUUGCUUGGCUCUCGGUUCUUCAUAUGCUUUGUUUUUUCUUUAAGACAAACUUUUCCCUGUGUCCAUACAA